Messenger RNA from Naegleria gruberi, 1008 nucleotides. RefSeq lists its product as uncharacterized. Gene Ontology annotation, cellular component: cytoplasm. NCBI's taxonomy places the organism in Eukaryota, Heterolobosea, Eutetramitea, Acrasida, Naegleriidae. The transcript is spliced from 2 exons. Gene Ontology annotation, molecular function: ATP binding; protein serine/threonine kinase activity. The record is from RefSeq and is a predicted model, not a curated record. Gene Ontology annotation, biological process: protein phosphorylation. The annotation marks the transcript as partial.
AUGGAAGAUGCUGUAGAAAAAGUUCGUCAUCACGCUGUUUCCAAUUUACCAACAUCAGCAUUAAAUUUUGGAGAGGAUUUAGUUGAAGAUAGUGGAGUUUUUUCUAAUUUGCCUGUUGAUGUUCCAAAGACAAUUGAAAUUAACGGAGAAACCUAUAAAAUUACCAAAUUAUUGGGAGAAGGUGGUUUUUCCUUUGUUUUUAUAGUGAAGAAUAUUCAAACCGGAGUUGACUAUGCUCUCAAGCGUUUAUUAAUCCAAGAUUCUUCACAAAGUGUACAAGCAAAGAAGGAAAUUGACGUAAUGAAGAAAUUGAACAAUCACGAAAAUGUUGUCAAACUCAUUGGCGUCAAGGAAAUUCAAAACAAUAGAACUAACGAAAUUUAUAUUCUUAUGGAACUUGCUGAUUCCGAAGUUGUCGGUAUGAUGGAAGAAAGACUUAACCAAAGAUCCAAAUUCUCGGAACAAGAAAUUUUGAACAUCUUCUUUGAUGUUUGUAAAGGUGUUGCUCACAUGCACUCCCAAAAUCCACCAAUGAUUCACAGAGACUUGAAAGUUGAAAAUAUUUUGUGUACAAACGGAACCUACAAGAUUUGCGACUUUGGAUCAACAACCACAAGAAUUUAUACACUCUCAUCAAGAGCUGAAAAACAAGAAGCUGAAGAGGACAUUCAAAAGAAUACAACUUUGGCCUACAGAGCUCCAGAAAUGGCUGAUCUUUAUAGUGGUGAUCCAAUCACUGAAAAGGCUGACGUCUGGGCCUUGGGUUGUGUCUUGUUCAAGUUGUGUUUCUUCAAGGGACCUUUCGAAGAUGCCGAAAGUUCAAUUUCUGUCAUUAAUGCCAAGUACAAAAUUCCACCAUCUCCUGUUUACUCACAACCAAUUAUUGAUUUAAUUAAGAGUAUGCUUGUUCCAGCUGUUAAGGAUAGACCAUCUGUUUUUGAUAUCACUGAAAAAGUUGGUAAAUUGCUCGGAAAAGAAAUUUCAAUGCCAAGACCAACACAAAGACCA